CGGGGCUGGAGGACCAACAAUGCAAGCCUUGGCUGGAGAACCUAAAAAAGUUAAUCGUCUGUCGCACACACUCCCUGCCGGGUCUGCAGCAUGUACCCGUCUGUUUGCUAUGAGAUGAACAAGGUCACACAGAACCUCACCAGCUGAGACAAAAGCAUCUUUCUAGCAUCCAGGAAGCAAGUGAGGAGAGAGACAAAAAAUCUACCAUUGAGAGCUUUGUGACAAAUUUUUCAAACAUCUAUGAAUCAGAUCUACUGCCCGCUAGAAAUGGUGAGAAAUUCACAGAACAAUUCCUUCAUGAAAUGGUGGAUAUUCUCCUGAGCUAUAUCAAAAAGACCUAUGAUGGAAAAAAUAAAGUGCUGGAUUUCCAUCACCCACAUCAGCUACUGGAAGGACUUGAAGGCUUCAGUGUGGAGCUUUCUGAUCAGCCAGAGCCUCUGGAACAAAUACUUGUUGACUGUAGAGAUACCUUGAAAUAUGGAGUUAAAACAGGACAUCCUCGUUAUUUCAACCAGCUUUCCAGUGGCCUUAACAUAAUAGGACUUGCCGGGGAAUGGCUGACAGCUACAGCAAAUACAAACAUGUUUACAUAUGAAAUAGCUCCCGUGUUCAUUGUAAUGGAGGAGAUCCUAUUGAAAAAAAUGCAUGAAAUUAUUGGAUGGGGAGACAGUGAAACAGAUGGCAUAUUUUCUCCCGGGGGAAGCAUAUCAAAUCUCUACAGUGUUUUAGUUGCCCGUUAUAAACGUUUCCCUGAGAUUAAAACCAAGGGCAUGGCAGCCCUGCCAGACAUUGCACUGUUUGUUUCUGAGCAUAGCCAUUAUUCUGUUAAGAAAGCUGCAGCAGUUCUUGGGAUUGGGAUGGAUAAUGUUGUUGCUGUCAAGUGUGAUGAAAGGGGGAAGAUGAUUCCAUCUGAACUGGAGGGGAAAAUUCUCAGAGUCAAAAGAGAGGGAAAGGUUCCAUUGUAUGUUAGUACCACAGCUGGAACAACCGUGUAUGGAGCCUUUGAUCCUCUUGCCAACAUAGCUGACAUAUGUGAGAAGUACAGCCUCUGGAUGCAUGUAGAUGCAGCAUGGGGAGGCAGUUUGCUACUGUCAAGAAAGCAUUCCUACAAACUGAGUGGCAUUGAAAGGGCCAAUUCUGUCACCUGGAAUCCUCACAAACUGAUGGGUGUUCCACUGCAGUGCUCAGCUUUCUUAGUUCGUGAGAAGGGCCUUCUUCAAGCCUGUAAUCAGCUCUGUGCUGGCUAUCUCUUCCAGCCAGACAAACACUAUGACACUACUUAUGACACUGGAGACAAGACAAUUCAGUGUGGCCGACAUGUUGAUGUCUUCAAGCUGUGGUUAAUGUGGAGAGCUAAGGGCACACAAGGAUUUGAGAUUCUUAUCAACAGAUUAGUGGACCUUGCAGAAUAUCUUUAUAAGGAACUCAAAACAAGAAAAAACUAUGAACUUGUAUUUGAUGCUGAGCCUGAGCUCACUAAUGUGUGUUUCUGGUACAUUCCACCACGUCUUCAACAGAUCCCAAAGGGACUAGACAGAGAAAAAAGGCUUCAUCAGGUUGCUCCAAAAAUAAAAGCAAGGAUGAUAGAAGAAGGCACAACAAUGGUUAGCUAUCAGCCUCAUGGGGACAAAGUGAAUUUUUUCAGAAUGGUUUUCUCUAAUCCAGCAACCAAAAAAUCAGAUGUUGAUUUCCUCCUGGAAGAAAUUGAAAGACUUGGAAAGGAUUUGUGAUAGCCAACAACACAUCUUGAAAAUGGGGAACAACAUCAUAUCAGUAUAAAGGGCCCUGUGUAAAGGGUAACAGCUGUUCGACAGAUGUUGGAUGCAUUCAGAUUCUUCCUGAUGGGGGGGAAACAUACUUCAAAGCAGUGCCUGGGAUUAUGAAUAUUUACCUUUGUAAACAUCUUCAUAUAUAAUUUCUCAAAACAUGUCAUGUAAGCCAUGCUUGUAAAUAGAUCUUUGCCUGGUCACCUGUGAUGAGUAAGAAUCCACAGGUGACCAGGUAGGAAAGCUUCACAAAAGUUGCUUCUUUUUUCCCUUAGGGGUCCAAUAUAACACAGGUAUGUGUAGGUAGGUGGGUUAGUAACAGGAUGUGCCAAACCUGUACAUUGAUUACCUUGUUUUGCCUUCUUGUGCUCUCAGAGUCAAAUGACAUGUUAUGGGAAGCAUAUGCUAAGUCAACAUAGGAAGCUGCCUUAUACUGAGUCAGACCAAUUGUCCGUCCAGCUCACUAUUAUCUACACUGACUGGCAGCAGCUCUCCAAGGUUUCAGGCAAGAGUCUCUCUUUAUCCUACUUGAAGAUGCCAGGGAUUGAACCUGAGAAUUUAUGCACACAAAGCAAUAGCUCUGCCACUGAGCUAUGACCCCAUCUCCUAAGGGGAAUAUCUUACAGCACAUAGCACUCACAUGUAGUCGCCCAUCUAAAUAUAAACUAGGGCAAAUCCUGCUUAGAAAAGAGGACAAUUGCAGAUCAGGACUGCAGAGAGGUCUUUAAUCUACCACCUGCUGUGGUCCAAAUCUGGAUUGUGCCUGCCCCCAACUGCAAAUUGUCUAAGAAAAAAAGCCUUCUGCUCCAAAGGGAAAUUUCCCCCUUUGACAAAUAGCAGCUACAGGUGAGGGCAAUUCAGAUAUCUACAGAAGAUGUCUGCGGAGUGUCUGGGUUAUCAUUGCUUUGCCGUACAACUCCUGUGUAUGUGGGGUUCUUGGUAUUUUUUUUACCCCUGAAAAGCACUUGUGCUAACAUGCACAUUAUGGUGGCAUUGUUGACACUUGACAUGAGAACAUGCACGUUCAGGGUUGCUGCUUACAACAAUUUCCAUUCUAUUUUGCUGCCUCAAUAUGAUGCAUGCCUUGAUACAUGAGUGAGCACCAUUUGAGAAGGAAUAAGAAUAAAGAACAGACCUCUGAUUGUCCUGGGAAGUCCUGGCUACAGACUCCAAAUGUAUCCUCUGCUUGAUUAUAUCACACAUUAUGCUUCUAAUCAGAUCUAGUCCUACAUAGAUAUGCUUUAAUUAAGAACAUAAGAACAGCCCUGCUGGAUCAGGCUGAAGGCCCAUCUAUUCCAGAAUCCUGUUUCACACAGUGGCCCACUAUAUGCUGUUAGUAGCCACAGGCAGGAGUUGAGGGCAUGCCCUCUCUCCUGCUGUUACUCCCUUGCAACUGGUACUCAUAAUCAUUCUGCCUUUGAGACUGGAGGUGGCAUAUAGCCCACCAACUAGUAGCCAAUGAUAGACCUCUCCUCCAUGAAGUUAUCCAAACCCCUCUUAAAGCCAUCCAGGUUGUUGGCUGUCACCACAUCUUGUGGCAGAGAAUUCCACAAGUGGAUUAUGUGUCGUGUGAAAAAGUACUUCCGUUUGUUGGUCCUAGAUGUCUUGGCAAUCAAUUUCAUGGGAUCACCCCUGGUUCUAGUGUUAAGUGAGAGGGAGAAGAAUUUCUCUCUAUCCACUUUAUCCACACCAUGCAUGAUUUUAUAGACCUCUAUCAUGUCUCCCCGCAGUAAUCUUUUUUCUAAACUAAAUAGCCCCAGGUGUUGUAACCUUGCCUCAUAAGAAAGGUGCUCUUGGCCCCUGAUCAUCUUGGUUGCCCUCUUCUGCAUCAUUUCCUACAAAGUUCUUUUUUAGAUGUGGUGACCAGAAUCGUACGCAGUACUCCAGGUGUGGCCACACCAUAGUUUUGUACAAGUGCAUUAUAAUAUUAUCAGUUUUAUUUUCAAUCCCCUUCCUAAUGAUCCCCAUCAUGGAAUUGGCCUUUUUUACAGCUGCCACACAUUGAGUUGACAUUUUCAACGAGCUGUCCACCACGACCCCAAGAUCCCUCUCCUGGUCAGUCACCGACAGCUCAGAUCCCAUCAGCGUAUACUUGAAUUUGGGGUUUUUCAUCCCAAUGUGCAUCACUUUACACUUGCCAGCACUGAAUUACAUUUGCCAUUUUGUCGCCCACACCUCCAGUUUGGAGAGAACCUUUUGGAGCUCCUCACAAUCCGUUUUGGAUUUGACUACCCAAAAGAGUUUGGUAUCAUCUUCAAAUUUGGCCACCUCACUGCCUCCCUGUACUUGUAGAUCAUUUAUGAAUAAAUUAAAAAUCACCGGUCCCACUACAGAUCCCUGGGAGACCCCACUUCUUACUUCCCUCCAUUGUGAAAACUCUCCAUUUAUACCUACCCUCUGUUUCCUGUCUUUCAACAAGUUUUCCAUCCACACAUGUACUUGUCCCCUUAUCCCAUGACUGCGAAGUUUUCUCAGAAGUCUUUGAUGAGGAACUUUGUCGAGAUUCUGGAACAUGCUUCCUAACGAAAUUAGAGUUUCCCCUUUUCUGAAUGUUUUUAAGAAGGACCUAAAAACAUGCCUGGUUUGUCAGGCUUUUAGUCCAUAGUUUUAAAGUUUCGGUUUUAGAGUGUUUAUUGUAUUUUAAAUUGUUGUAAUUAUGUUAAUGUUUUAAUGGUUUUAUAUUGUGAACUGCCCAGGGACCUUUUUGUAUGGGGUGGUAUAUGAAUGUACUAAAUAA
Messenger RNA from Hemicordylus capensis (graceful crag lizard), 4503 nucleotides. RefSeq names its product glutamate decarboxylase 1-like. The transcript has 15 exons. Gene Ontology annotation, biological process: carboxylic acid metabolic process. Lineage: Eukaryota; Metazoa; Chordata; Lepidosauria; Squamata; Cordylidae. The record is from RefSeq and is a predicted model, not a curated record. Gene Ontology annotation, molecular function: carboxy-lyase activity; pyridoxal phosphate binding. Bases 303 to 1730 code for a protein of 475 amino acids. Gene Ontology annotation, cellular component: cytoplasm.